Messenger RNA from Schistocerca nitens (vagrant locust), 4381 nucleotides. RefSeq names its product putative inorganic phosphate cotransporter. The transcript has 11 exons. Bases 66 to 1664 code for a protein of 532 amino acids. Gene Ontology annotation, biological process: transmembrane transport; monoatomic anion transport. The record is from RefSeq and is a predicted model, not a curated record. Gene Ontology annotation, cellular component: plasma membrane. Lineage: Eukaryota; Metazoa; Arthropoda; Insecta; Orthoptera; Acrididae. Gene Ontology annotation, molecular function: transmembrane transporter activity.
GCAGUGCGCAAAAGGCUACUUCGGUAAACACGUGGACCCCUCGAAAGUGUUGGCGCCCUCAGAUCAUGGGCUGGCUGCUAGCUCGCGAUGUGCUGUGGCUGCUGGCGUUCUGCGGCUUCGCUAUCAAUUAUUCUGUUCGAGUCAACCUCAACAUCGCCAUCGUGGCCAUGGUGAAGGGCAGCGCGCCGCUUGCGAGGGAGGCCGAGAACGUCGGAUACUGCACGCAGUCCGCAGCUAUAUUUCAAAAUACCUCCGACGUUAGCAUCACUAGCGAUCAAGGCAGCCUCUGGAACGUCGUCACUGGCGCAAACACUACCAGCUUCAACACGUCAUUGGAGAUUGGCAGUACCAACCAGCAGGCACACCUGGACCCCGAUUCAACUUACGCGCUGUUGGAGGAUGGCCUCUUUGACUGGGAUGAAAAGCAGCAGGGUCUGGUGUUGGGCUCCUUCUUCUGGCUGCACUGGUCCACACAGAUCCCUGGCGGUAUAUUGGCGCGGCGUUUCAGCCCGAAGCUGGUGUUCGGUGUGAGUAACCUGGCAGCUUGCCUGCUCGCCGUUCUCAUCCCGGUGGCUGCCAGCGUCGACUAUCGAGCCCUCAUCGCAGUCAGGGUCUUUCAGGGCAUCGUUGCGGGUAUGGCGUGGCCGGCGAUGCACUGCCUGAUAGCGCGGUGGGUGCCUCCCAACGACAGGAGUAAGUUCGUCAGCGCCUACCUGGGCAGCAGCAUGGGCGCAGCGCUCACGUUCCUUGUUUCGGGCCUCCUGAUUGGCUGGCUGGGGUGGCCCGCCGUCUUCUACGCCAUCGCAUUGGCUGCGGCCGUGUGGUUCUUCGCCUGGUGGCUCCUCGUCUUCGACCACCCGCACAAGCAUCCCCGUAUCUCGACCUCUGAGCUAGCAAACCUCCACGCCAGUUUGGGAGAAGAUACUGCUGUCAACAAGCCAGCUACGCCUUGGAAGCACAUCCUGACCUCACCACAAGUGUGGCUGAUCGUCUUCACGCAGUGGGGAGGCUUCUGGGGGCUGUUCACGGUGCUGACGCAGGCGCCCACCUACAUGAGGAACAUCCACGGCUGGGGUAUCGGCAUGAUCGGUCUUCUGACAGGGCUGCCACACGUCUGCAGGACGCUGUGCUCGCUGGUCGUGUCCUCUGUUGGCGACUGCCUGCUCAAGAGGGGCCUCUUAUCCAGGACUAAGCUCAGGAAGUCUGCCACCGUUAUAUACCUGCUGGGGCAGGGGGCGCUGCUGGUGGGCGUGGCUUGCUCCGGCUGCAGUGGCGUGGCCGCCGCCGCCUGCAUCACGGCCGCCGUCGCCGUCAGCGGCGCCAUCUCCACGGGGCCCCUGGCCGCCAUGAUAGACCUCAGCCCCAGCUACUGCGGAAUCCUGCUGGCUCUCACGAACAUGAUAUGUGUGACACCGGGUUUCAUCUCGCCAAUCAUGGUGGGCCAUCUUACAUACCAGGCUCAAACGCCGGCGCAGUGGCGGGUGGUGUUCCUGGUGGUGGCGGCGCUGGUGUCGUUCUCCGGUCUCAUGUAUGUGCUCUUCUCAACGGCGCAGCGGCAGCCCUGGGACCCACCCUGUGGGCAGCCAGGCGCAGGUGCAGGGGAAGGCGCCACAGCCGAGAGACAGCCCCUCCACGAGGACAACGCCCACAAGGGUUGCACCUAGGUUGCCGCUUACUGUCAGGAAACACCCCUACAUACCACUGUACUCUCUACGUGCGUUUCAUAAUAGGGGACCUUCCAUAGUCAGUACAUGUAAUCUUGGUAGUCUUUAAGAAGACAACAUCUGUGUCUAACAUUUUGGUUUACUGUUUAAAUCCACCGGUACACACUUCCAAUCAAUUACAUCCAGCCUAUUGCAGUCUUCCUAACUAGCUAUUCAUCCUAUAUGACAAUCAAUGACACUGUUCCUUAACUAUCCAUAAAACUGCAGAUGUGCUCCAAGGAUCCGUCCUGUCACCGCUCCUUUAUCUCUUAUACUCAGUCAACGACCCAAAAGAACUCGCUCUUGUGUACAUGCUUCGAUAUCCUGUAGACACCGCCCUCUCCGCAGCUCAUCCUACCUUUCAUUCACCUCAAUGGACGCUCCAACUCCAUCCCAACAACUUCACCUCGUGAAAUAACCGGUGAUACCUUUCCAUCAAUUUUGCAAAACCCUAGGCAAUAAUUAUAGGAAAAAUCACCCAUUAGUCUCACAGUUCAUAUCACCACUGCCUGACCCGACAAACCAGAAUAGUAAAAUUUCUUGAACAAACAUUCAUUCAAAAACUAACCUGGACCCAUGAAAUACUAAAAAUCCCAAAGGAAGCCCACAAUAGGUUAUAACUACUGAAACUAGUAAUUAGGUUGACCUGGAUACUAAACUCCAUGACCAUAAUGUAUCUUGGACUUCUGUUUCUGCCAAUUUUAUUACUUGCACGAAAUCCUGGAAUGACAUGCGCUUCAUGUUGCUUGGUGGACCUGACUACCUUCUCCCACUUCUAUGCUGUACCAGCUCACCAAAUACUCACACCCCCUCAAACACUAAGAACACCUUCGGCUCUCCUAAAUCUUCCACAAAAGUCCCAGUACGCCAUAGUGUCCCCUAUCCCUGAGGACACUAGCCUCCUGCCGCAUGUCUGUCAUCGCAUUUCACCAUCCCUUCAUUACCAAACAUUCCAUAUUUUUUCUCAACAUAAUUUCUGUCAGUUUCCUCUCCCAAGCCUUAACUCAUCUCUUCAAUAAACCCUUUCUUCCAACUAUAACCUAUCCUUCCUAUCCCAAAAAGGCUACAUCUCUCCCUUUUCUUGCGCUGCUAGUGUCCCAUUCGUAUCAUAAUACCUACAUCCAACCAAUCAGUUCCUUACCAUACACAAAUCCAACAUCCUUUUUAAUGUAAUACGCACUCCAAUACUUCCCACAUCUCAGUCCUCACCCGUACUUACCAGAAAACCCCACCAUACCACACUCACAAAGCAGAAAAUUCACAUCAUAUCACCAUAAUCUUCUCAUAAAUCACAGCUAUUUUACCUUCUUCAGUCUUUUGAAGUUGUAAAUUUAUAAAGCAACUGCCUGGCUCCCUAGUUGGGGAAAUUCAAAUAACUGAUAAAUAAACCACUUAUCAUUCCCAAUACAAAUCCUUUACACAACUUGUAAAAUUGUCUUACAUUUCCUAUAGACUUGAUACAAACCAUCUUAUUUCCUAUUGAUCUUCAAUCCAGUAUUCCAAUGCAUCUGCACCAAUGUUGUUGUGGUCAUCAGUCUGAAGUUACAAACAGUCUCCACACUAGUUCAUCCCACAAAAGUCUCUUUCUCUCUGCCCCUACAUCCAUCUGAACCUGUAUACUCUUUUCAUGCCUUGGUCUCACACUACAGUUUUUAACCUUCCUUCUCUCACUUCCCCUGACUCCAACAAAAAUCUUUUCACUCUGAUUCAGUUCAGUAUCUCUUUAUUCUAGUUACCCAUCUAAUCUUAAGCAUUCGUUUGUACUUAAACAUUUCAGAACGUAUUCUUGUGGUGUUGUAUGGUUUAUUGUGCAUGUUUCACAUCUGUAUUAGGCUAGACCAAAAGAACAAAUACUUUGAGAGAAGACUUAACACUUUAAUUAAUGUUCGAUUUUAACGUAUUUCUCUUUUUCAAAAAUUGUUUCCUUGCUAUUUCCAGUCUGCAUUUUAUUCAAUCUUUACUGCCUAUUGUUUUCACUGUCUUGCUUCCCAGUCCAGUUCUCUCAGCAUUACAUGAUUUAAUUCGACUGCAUUUCAUUACCCUUGUCUUAUUGUUAUCAAUGUUUAGCUUAUAACAUCCUUUUGAGGCGCUAUCCAAACCUUUUUCUGUAACUAGCAGAAUUAGAAUGCCCUCAGCAAACAUUAAAGCUUUUUCUCUGAAAUUAAGUUCACUUAUCGCAUUUCUUAUUUGAUUCAUUUACUGUUAACUCAGUGUGCAGAUUGAGUAAAGUGCAGAACAUACUACAUGCAUGUCUCACUCAAUUCUCAACUUUUGCCUUUCAUGUCCUCCUACACUUUGAACUAUAGUGAAGCUUCUGUUCUGCAGAAGUUGUAGUUAACCUGUCACACACUGUAUUUUAUCUGUUAUAAUGAAAAAUUUGUUAAGAGUGUAAUCAUCUAACUUUGUGAAAAGCAUUUCGUUAAUUUGCAAAUGCUAAAAAUUUUGAUUUGGUGAAUCAUACAUACUUCAAAUGCAAAAAUUUUGAAACUUUUCACAUUAUAAAGCAAGUGGCCAUAGACAGUUUUUUUUAACAACUGGCCGAAUAGUGUCGAUAAAAUGUGCUACUGAGAAUUCAAUCCCAUUUCAGCUAAUCUAGAGAGGAGAGAUGACAAUAUAAGAAGUUAAUGUCCACACUGUCUUACUUCUUGAAUAGUGGAAACAUUGAGUUCCUUAUUAAG